Messenger RNA from Entelurus aequoreus (snake pipefish), 3620 nucleotides. RefSeq lists its product as uncharacterized. Gene Ontology annotation, molecular function: DNA-binding transcription repressor activity, RNA polymerase II-specific; RNA polymerase II cis-regulatory region sequence-specific DNA binding. The transcript has 4 exons. Gene Ontology annotation, biological process: negative regulation of transcription by RNA polymerase II. The coding region runs from base 971 to 2497 and encodes 508 amino acids. The record is from RefSeq and is a predicted model, not a curated record. Lineage: Eukaryota; Metazoa; Chordata; Actinopteri; Syngnathiformes; Syngnathidae.
GUUUGUGGAAUGUGAGACUGUACAUUUGUUUGAGGAGGAGAUCAGAGAUUGGCUGAGAAACAAGGGUUUGGAGAUAUCCCCAUUCUCUAUAGAAUAGAUUAAAUUUGGUAUUUCUGUAAACGACUGUAACAUAUACAUAUUUGUCAACAUUAUUAUGCUCCGGGCAAACAUUUUCCUACAUAAAUGUCGAUUUAUGAAAGUAAGGCCUACAUUUUCUAAUUGGCUUAAUGGGUUACAAUUAUCAAUCAAAUCUUGGAGAAUGUUUAAGAGUACAAAAGCUUUUAAAUGUAUGUAAACAUUUAAAGUCAUUUAGGUAGCCCUUUUUGGGUUUUUUUUUCAUAUUUUUUAUUAUUAUUAUUAUUUAAUACUGUAUCUGUAUUUGUUUUUGUUGUAUUUCAUUGACAUGUUUCGCUGAUGUUGAAAGUGCCUUGACUUUUGUGUGCAUUAUAAAUGUAUGUUUGUUGUUCAAUAUUUUUUUUUAUUUUUUUUAAAUAAAAAUUUAAAACAUAUACUUCUUUGCCGCACAAACUACGUGCAAGUGACAUUGUGUUUUUAUUUAUUUUAAAGUAUAUCAUGUCCUCUGCGUAACACAAAACCGUAUUCAAAAACAAAUACUCUAUUUUUUUAAAUUUUGUCCCAAAAUACUCGCCGUAGUCAAAAUGUCGGCGGGGCGAUUGAUGACGGAACCAAGAUGAAAUUCGUUUGCUUCACAAAAUUAAGUACAAGUUAUUUAUUUGUAUAUAUAUUGUAGUUGUGUUUCAUGGCUUGGAGUAAUGUCUUCUUAGGCAUAGGGAGCAAAAGUCACUGUAAAUGUUGGUCAUCGAAACCUCGCUGCCAGGCGAACGAGAGACUUAGCAGUCGAUGCUAAAUUAUGCUGCAUUGAUAUAAUUAAGCCACCCAGGACAAAAAAAGAGCUGACAAGUGUAAAGGGUCAGUCGUUUCAUCACUUUUGAGAACUGCAAAGGGGAUCAUGGCCGACCCACUCGUAACCUUCCAGUCGCAGCUUUCCGGUGUGAUGGAGACGGUAUUCAAAGCCGCCAUGUAUGAGAUCACCAGGCUUGUGCAGGACAGUUUCGUGGAGGAGGUCGCACGGUGCAGGGAGCAGGUCGAGCGCCUAAAGAGGAGACUAAAGUGGUCGGAGAGCAAACGCAAAGAGCCACAGGGCGACAGAGGACUGAAAUGUGCAGACUUCAGUGCACUGCAAGUGCCCAACAAAGAGAAGCCAAAAGUGAUGCAGAUAGAAAAAAACCUUAAACAAGAGAGUGAACUGCAAGAAGAUAUGCAAAGCCAAGAAGAUGCUGCUGGACAUCCUUCUCGUAUGGAAGAGGAGGUCUGUGUCGAUAUGAAAGUGUCACAGUCUUCAAACGUGCCAAAUCUAGACCGGCUGCUGAAGGAGGAAGCCCUUCGCAUUACACCCGAAGCUAAAGAUUCAGAGGACGUGGAUGAAUCAGAGACGUCAGUUCUGCCCGGGCCAAGUAAACACUCACACAUAAACUGGGAAGCAAGCUUUGACCAGACGUUGGACUCUUCUCAAAGUGUCCACUUGGAAACACCUCUGGAGGGCAGGUAUAUGAUGGAUGACUUUAGAAAGACUAAUUAUGGAGACACGAGCAUGGAUGAUGUUGCUAGUUUGGAACUACAAGGAUCCUCGCAACCAGGCGCAGACAUGACUUAUACCAGUCACUAUGAAGGGGAUAGAGACGCACCGGAGGAGGCUAAGGAACAAACUUUCCAAACAGGUGAACUGAUAUAUGGGGGUGGCUCAAGAGCUGACACAGAUUUAAGAGAAUUAUCUUGUUUGCUGAUUAACGAGGACGGUUACAUUCAGAACCAGAGCCUCAUGCAUGCUUCAAGCAGUUCAAGCCAAAGAUUGAGCUACCAGGACCAAGGCGACACAUCUUUGGUUAGCACAGGAGAUCUGUAUGGGUCCUCGAAAGCGUUCCCUGCUUGUGAUAACGCACAUUUUAAAGCAGAGAGAGGAGCGAGGGGCCGUUUUUGUAACCAACGCUCUCUCUCCUUUCCUCACUCUGCUGCCCAUAAUGCACACAAGCAAACACACGGAGGUAGCGCUCCACCGUGCUCCUGUGAGCACUGCAAAAAAGCAGUCACUCCAGCCUGUAACCUCGACGUCAGCCAGAGGAUCCAUUCAAGGCAGGAGCUUCACCAUUGCAGCCGUUGUGGUAAAAGUUUCUCAUUGUUCUCGGACCUGAAGACACACAAGUGUAGCCAGUGCGGCGACAAACGGUACUGCUGCGGCGUGUGCGGGAACAAAUUCAGCCGUUUGUGGAAUCUGAAGCUGCACCAGAGAAUCCACACCCAAGAAAAACCACAUCAGUGCACCACAUGUCACAAGAGCUUCACGCGAGCCGACAUAUUAAAGGUGCACCAGCGUACCCACACAGGAGAAAGACCAUACUGCUGUACUGUGUGCGGCCUUAGCUUUAAACGCCUGGAUCAUCUGAGAUCACAUCAACGCAAACAUUUGACACAUCUGUAGAGGCGUGAAUAUCAUAAUCAAACACUUUUUUGAUGCUUGUUAUUUCAGCUAAAUGAUGUCCUUUGGUCACUUCAUUUCUUUACUGUUCCUACAUUUUUUGGUAAUGUUAAAAUUAUAUUUGUUUGAAAAUGUAACAGAAGGAUUAAUAAGUUGUUCUUAUGUCUAGGAUUCCACUUUAUAUCAGGCUGUAUUAAUUAAUUAGGAAUGUUGUCUCUUAUAAGAGAGUCUGUUCUUUUGCCUUGACUCCCUUACAAACAUCAGUUUCUUUCGACUCCCAAACAACUCCUCAAAUGUUGUUGUUGCUUAUUGACUUAAUUUAUUACCCAAGUUCAUGCAAUAUAAUUUUUUUGUGUAAAAAUGUAAAUCACAUGUUUAAGGGUUACAAUCUAGUUGUGUGUAUUAUUUGUACUUUUCAAACUAUUUACACUGAAAUAAAAAUUAUAAUGACAAAAUAUGAAUGAGUAUGUAAAAUGUAAUGAAAAAGCUGUAUCCAGGUAACAGUUUUUGCUCGCGUUUAGCAAAUGUUAGCAUUCUGAAACAAACAAUCUUAAAUGUUGUUUCCUGCUGCUCAUGUUCUCCAUCUUUUCAACAUGUGGUCUCCAAUUAUGUAGCAAUAUUCUUUCACCCCGUCUCUUUCCCUCCUGUCUGUGUGCCCACGAUUGUGUUGUGUGUGUGUGUAACACCCCAACACCUCCACUUCUGCUCAGUGUCAACACAACACCAGACUUCCACUGGAUGCGAAACAGCAACAUGAUGGCGGCGGAUUCUUUCCGUUUCCAUUCAAGUCAAUGUGUCGAUAUCAACUGUUGCAGAACCACUUGCGCAUGGUGACACCAUGCCGGUGGCUUAUCGCAUUACUGCGCUAAAUGUACACAGAGAUUCUAUAUUUAUUUUAUAUAUUAUAUAUAUUUUAUACUUUUUUUUCUCCUUUGAUGUGCCUGAAAGAGUGGCAGCAUAUCACAGUAGCUCCUUUGAUUUCCUCCAUUUUACUUUAUUUUUGGUAUUAUUCUCAACUUUUCUUGCUUUUUUUAAUCACUUAUCUUUAUUUUCCUUGUGGAUCAAUAAAGUUUGUCUAAGCGUGUAUUUGCCAUACGGCAUAACACAGCGGAUCAAUUUAGCUAAC